AUGCUUUUUCUUUCCUCUCGUAGGUCACCGAUUACUUGUAUCGAAAAUUUACCUAAUGAACUUUUUUAUGAGAUUUUUGAUUAUCUCGAUGGUUAUGAAAUCUAUACUGCUUUUUUGAAUCUUAACGUUCGUUUUCAACAUAUCAUUACUAGUUCAUUACUUCCACUAAAAAUUAAUCUUGAUUCAAAAUCCAAAACACCGAUUAAGAAUCUUUGUAGUAACAUAAUCAUUCCAAAUAACAAUCGUAUCCGUUCUCUUCAUGUACAAAAUAAAAUACUCAGUGAUGAGUUUUUAACAGAAUGUAUAAUUGAUUCAUCAUUUAAUCAUCUUGAAUCAAUUGUUUUAAAUGAAAUUACAAAUGAUAAACUUCAGAUACUUCUUCCGAAUUUAAAAAAUUUACCUCAUCUCUUCUCGCUCACUAUUUAUUUGAAAAUCGAUUAUUCUUAUAAUUUUAAUGAUAUUUAUCAAAUGAUUUAUCGUUUACAUAUUUUGAAAUACAAUAAAUUGUCGUUAUUAGACAAUAAACAAUCAAAUCUUAUCGUAUCAUCGACUGUAAACGUACAAUUCAGCACGAUCGAAUAUUUAGUCAUUGAUCAUAACUGUAGUGUUAAUCAACUUAUGUCUUUACUUAAGUCUACACCUCAACUUCGUCGUUUACAAUGUAAAUGUUUGAUAAAUUUGGAUCGCAUCAUGGAAAACAAAGAUAAAUUAAUAUUAUCUCAUUUGUUAUAUAUCUCUAUUGCACAGUGUUGUUUGAGAUUUGAUAAAUUUGAAACAUUUAUCACGAAAAUUUCUUCUCAAUUGGAAGUCUUGCAUAUUACUACAUACCGAGAUAUAGCUUAUCUUGAUGCUGAUCGAUGGGAACAAUUAAUUGUACAGCACAUAUCGCAUUUGCGUAGAUUGAACUUUAAUCAUUAUCAUCAAGUUCUAUAUAAUAAAUGUAAAUAUGAUGAUUUCAGUGUGUUAACCAAUCGAUUUAAUUCACCAUUUUGGAUCCAACGACAAUGGAUUUUUGAACUUAAAAUGACUCGUACAGGAUUCAUUGGUACAGUUCAUUCACGUAGAACAUGGUCCGAUCUUUCGAAACAUACAGAAGUUACCUUAAAUGAUAACUUCCUACAAACUGUUCAAUAUUCUUCUAAUAUCCAAUUUACUAUUGCAGACUCUUGUUCUGCAACAUGGUAUCAAUCAGUGAUUAAUGAAAUCAAUCCAAUUUUCUUUACUGUUCGAUUUACUCGUUUACAUAUUAAUUGUAAUGAAAUAUAUACUCGUACUUUUGUUAAACUUGUACAAUUAUUACCAAAUCUUGAGUCUUUGAAACUUUCAUCUUUUCCAUUUCUCCAACUAAGUUAUUUAUCUGAUGAAGAUACACAAAAUCUUCGUUCUAUAUCAAUCAAAAACAAAAUUACAAAAGUGAGUUUCAAAGGCAUGAAUGAUUUUGAACAAGUUUAUUUCAUCAUCUUUCUUUGUACUCAUAUGCAAUAUCUCGAGGUGCGAUGUACAAAACAUACAAAUGUUGAUAUACUUUUACGUUUUAUUUUAUUACAAAGUUUCACAGUCACUCCUCAUCUUCGUUCAUUAUACCUUUAUGUUCCUAACGCAAAUGAAGAAUUAAUUUACAAGUUGCAAACACCUAUUUAUCAUGAGAAAUUGCUGAAUAAUUAUACAAUUAAACGUUGUGGUGAUAAUAUUCAUUUACAAUGGAAAUAA
This is a messenger RNA of Rotaria sp. Silwood1, 1710 nucleotides long. NCBI's taxonomy places the organism in Eukaryota, Metazoa, Rotifera, Eurotatoria, Philodinida, Philodinidae. The record is from the annotation of a GenBank genome assembly.